AUGAUUGACAACGAACUACGACAGCUGAAAGAAUCUUUGACUAGAAACGCUUAUCCCGAUGCGUUUAUCGAAAAGCACAGCAAGCCUAAAUUGAUCAGACAAACGAAUUGUUCAGCAGAAAAACUACUAGUCACCCUUCGUCUUCCAUUCAAACGUGAUCACAUCAAUUGCUUGCUCAAACGACCACUUGGAUCAGCGCUUGCCCAAAACAAAUAUUAUGCGCCUGACCUCAGAAUUAUUCAUCGAACGAUUGAGAUCCCCACACCCUCGGUGAAACAACGUCCACCUCUGUACACCAAAUCGAAUCUGAUUUAUCAAUUUCAGUGUAGUUGCGGAGCAACCUACGUGGGUCGAACAGAGCGCCAGUUACGUAACCGAGUGAUUGAAUAUAUUCCAAAUUGGGUACAACGUUUUGUGAUGCAAUCAGGGUCAGAUCAAAGGCAUAAUGACAACGUUCGAAACCAUAAGAUCCCGUCGUCGGCUGUCGGCCGUCGGCCGUCGGCCGUCGCUCGUCAUCUUCUGAUGACGCAACAUCCAGCUGACCGAAGCACUGCGUUUCGGGUCAUUUACGUGGCAAAGAAUACGAGGCUUUUGAGCUUUGUGUCUGUGGAAUAUGAACGUGGUCUGGUCCGAACACUAUUUCAAACAGCACGACAUAUCUGCACAGAAGACAUGAUUGACAACGAACUACGACAGCUGAAAGAAUCUUUGACUAGAAACGCUUAUCCCGAUGCGUUUAUCGAAAAGCACAGCAAGCCUAAAUUGAUCAGACAAACGAAUUGUUCAGCAGAAAAACUACUAGUCACCAUUUGUCUUCCAUUCAUACGUGAUGACAUCAAUUGCUUGCUCAAACGACCACUUGGAUCAGCGCUUGCCCAAAACAAAUAUUAUGCACCUGACCUCAGAAUUAUUCAUCGAACGAUUGAGAUCCCCACACCCUCGGUGAAACAACGUCCACCUCUGUACACCAAAUCGAAUCUGAUUAACCAAUUUCAGUGUAGUUGCGGAGCAACGUACGUGGGUCGAACAGAGCGCCAGUUACGUAACCGAGUGAUUGAAUAUAUUCCAAAUUGGGUACAACGUUUUGUGAUGCAAUCAGGGUCAGAUCAAAGGCAUAAUGACAACGUUCGAAACCAUAAGAUCCCGUCGUCGGCUGUCGGCCGUCGGCCGUCGGCCGUCGCUCGUCAUCUUCUGAUGACGCAACAUCCAGCUGACCGAAGCACUGCGUUUCGGGUCAUUUACGUGGCAAAGAAUACCAGGCUUUUGAGACAAAUUGACGGUGUCGCAAUCGGAACUCCAUUGAGCCCCAUUCUGGCACAUCUGUUUUUGGCUCAUCUUGAGGAAAAGGCGAGCAAAAUCCUCGAACGUUCACAACUUUACAAACGAUACGUUGAUCAUGUUCUAGUCAUCACAAUAAGUCUAGAAGAGACAACAUGGAUUAUGGAUGAACUCGAUCGCCUGCAUCCGAAUAUACGAUUUACGAUGGAAACAGAAAUCGAAGAUACACUGCACUUCCUCGACAUUAAAAUGACUAGGAAUAAUGAUGGAACAAUGGCCAGAUCUGUUUACCGAAAAGAAACUUGGACAGGCCAAUGCUUGCAAUUUGACAGCUUUGUGUCUGUGGAAUAUGAACGUGGUCUGGUCCGAACACUAUUUCAAACAGCACGACAUAUCUGCACAUAA
This is a messenger RNA of Fasciola hepatica (liver fluke), 1683 nucleotides long. The record is from the annotation of a GenBank genome assembly. NCBI's taxonomy places the organism in Eukaryota, Metazoa, Platyhelminthes, Trematoda, Plagiorchiida, Fasciolidae.